UUCCAAAUCACCAUGGCAGCUUUCCUGGUGUGCAUGACUCUCAUGACGCUCUCUGUAGUGACAGCGCAGUACUUUGGCCAACCGGAGCAGGUCCAUCUGUCAUUCGGAGGGAGUCCCAGUGAGAUGAUAGUGACAUGGAGUACAAUGAGCACAACCAAUCAGUCUGUGGUAGAGUUUGGGCUGAAGGGUCGCCCCAUGUUUACCCAUAGGGCCUCGGGUUAUCAGACAAAGUUCACCGAUGGAGGAACACUUCAUCGCAUUCAGUACAUCCAUAGGGUUACCCUCACAGGACUAGAGCCUGGAAACUCAUAUGUGUACCACUGUGGGAGCCCUGAAGCAGGCUGGAGUGACAUACACACCUUCACAGCUAUGAAAUCUGGCACAGACUGGAGCCCCAGCAUUGUACUUUAUGGAGACUUGGGUAAUAGCAAUCCUCAGUCCAUUCCCAGGCUACAGGAAGAUGUGGCCAAGGGCAUGUAUGAUGCUGUCUUUCACGUGGGUGACUUUGCUUAUGAUAUGCUGACUGACAAUGCUCAGGUUGGGGAUGAGUUUAUGAGACAGAUAGAGCCAAUAGCUGGAAAUCUGCCUUACAUGACAUGCCCAGGAAACCAUGAAAAUGGAUACAACUUUUCAAACUAUAGAAACCGGUUUACGAUGCCUGGCGAUGAAGACGGACGUAAGAUGUUUUACAGUUUCAAUAUCGGCCCAGUCCAUGUGAUAUCCUUCUCCACUGAGUUCUACUUCUAUGUUCAAUAUGGUAUCCACCAGAUAUUUGACCAGUAUGUAUGGCUUGAGGAAGAUUUGAAGGAAGCAGCCAAACCUGAGAACAGAGCAGAGAGGCCAUGGAUCAUUACCAUGGCACACCGGCCAAUGUACUGCUCAAACUACGACAAUGAUGACUGCACCAAGUCCGAGAGUAUUAUCCGCACCGGUUUACCGAUCGUCCACAGUGCAGCCCUGGAGCCGUUGUUCUACAAGUAUGGCGUAGACCUGGAAUUUUGGGCUCACGAACACAGCUACGAGAGACUGUUUCCAAUCUAUAACAGAGUGAUGUACAACGGUAGCUGGGACUUCCCAUACACCAACCCUAGAGCACCGGUACACAUCAUUACCGGAUCUGCUGGCUGUCAGGAAAGGCACGACCCAUUCAAGAGUAAGUUUGCCAGCUGGUCGGCCUUCCAUAGCCUGGACUACGGCUACACCAGGAUGAAGGUUCUAAACAAGACUCAUAUCUACCUGGAACAAGUCUCAGAUGACAAGGGCGGAGCUAUCAUUGACAGUAUGACUCUCAUCAAAGAUUCCCACCAAGCUUAUCGCUCUUUUCCACAGGACAAAUGGUUUGAUAUAAAAUCAAAUUAAUGACUUUAUUGUGAGGUCAUGAGAUUACAUUCCUAGUAGGGUACUUUAUAUUGAACCUGUACAUUGUGCCAUGCAGAAUUUUUCCCCUACAAAAUGUAUAUAUAUAUAUAUAUAUAUACCUGUGCAAUGAUAUUUCUUGAAUUUAACUUGUACUGAUUUGCAUUAUGUGAAUUUAAUGCAGUUGACAUGAAAACUGAAGAAAUUCCUAUUAAUAUGAACCAUGUAGUGAUAGUUUUUUUGCUCAUUAUUUUGUUUUAAGUUAUAAAACUUUAUUUACUAUUGUUUACAAAUAGGAUGAAAGUACGGUGCUUGAUUCUGUUUUUUAGGGGGAAGUCAUUGAGGAUUUUGAAUAACAUUUAAUUAAUUGUUACCAUAUUUUUUUUUCUUUACAUUUGUAAAAAUCAAUUGCAAAGGAUUUUGAUCUGAAAGUUAUAAGGUAAAAUGUAUGGUGAUAAUAAUGUUUCAUAUUUCUAUUAUUUUGUUAUCAUGUUUGCAAUUUGUAUCUUACAUGUGUGUUUGGCCAGAAAUAAAUCAAACAGCACAUCACAUCAUAAACACAGUCUAUAAUUUGAUUGAAACGUCAUAUAUCUUCUUUCCCUUGAGGUUUGGAAUGUUGUGAUGUAAAAGUGGCCCUGAAUAAUUCAUAUCACAAUCAGUGAUAUGACAAAAACUGUUACAUUUUGUAACAUAAAUGAAAAGACAACAGUAACGUCACAAUGUUUUAAAAGUAAGGGGAGAUAAGCAAUGGACAUUUUCCCUACAAUUUUCGACAGUUGUAAAGAUUUAUACUAGAAAUAUUGUAUUCAGACAUAGACAUCUUUCACAGUCUUAUACAAGAAAAGCGUGUUAAAAUGUGUUACAUUCACCUUUAUGUUGCAUUUCUUUUGAUUUUUAAAUGAACUGCAUAUUUGUAUGAUGUCCAUUUAUUUUGUGUUGUGAUGAUGAUCACUAUAAAAUGUGACUUUG
Molecule: messenger RNA, 2325 nt
Organism: Liolophura sinensis
Lineage: Eukaryota; Metazoa; Mollusca; Polyplacophora; Chitonida; Chitonidae
Product: acid phosphatase type 7-like
Exons: 12
Coding region: 13-1359 (448 amino acids)
Molecular function (GO): acid phosphatase activity; metal ion binding
Source: RefSeq, a predicted model, not a curated record